AUUGUGAAAUGCUAAUUAACUCAAAAUGAUUAAGUGGAGGGACUUGAGAAGGCCUCAGUUUAAGAAUAGUCAAAGACUUCAAAAACAGAAGAGUGAACCCGAAUAGGACUUACCUGAAUGCUGAAUCUAACCCGGACCAUUUGUUUGACCAAGUGGGGAUUUCGAGAAAGAUUCAUAAAAGAGGAUUAAGCAAACCAAAAGGACCUUUUACAGCAGCAAGAAAGCAUUUGAUUCAAAGCAAGAGGUUAUUUUCAAAGACCCAGUUAAGAGCAAAGAUCAAUGAUACAAUAAGAAAUCCUAUAAUUAAGACCUCAGGUUUUUCAAAUGAAAGUAGUAGUAUUGCUAGUGGGAGGACUCGUAACAUCAAAAAUUUUAACAGUGGUCCUCAAAAUUCAGCAAAUAGGAUAAGAAAUGCUUCAAAUUUUAAUUCUAUUGAUCCUCCUCAAAGAGUCUCUCCAUUUAGCAAGUAUAGUCCUCCUGUUGGGAUAAAUAAAACUGCUAAUGAAUUUCCGGUUAGCCCAGCUCCAUUGCAGAACAGUUUCACUACCCAAAAUUCACGAAGAAUAAACUUCCAAAACUCUAAAUUAAGAAGCAACCUAUUGCACACCAAUUUUAAAGCUUCAAUAAUGGAAAGACGCGAACAAUUGGAUCCUAAUAGAGAGGCGUUACAGAAGCAUUUUAUGGAGAUGUGUGAUGUUAAGGGAUCUAAACUGUACAACUACAGCUUAUCUAGACAAACCUUCCGUGAUUACAUGCUAAAACGAUACUGAACAAAUGUUACAGAAAGAGUCAUCUUCCUUAUGCAACUCCCAAAGCGGGUGAAAUACGAAAAAUAUGUUGAAUGAUGCAAUAACCUGAUCAAGAUGAGCCACUACGAGAAGCUAAAGCUCAGCUUUGGCUUCUUCGACCAUGACUUUGAUGAUAAGAUCUCUGUAACAGAUGGUCUGCUCAUGAUGAGACAUCUUACAGACACUGAGUACUUAAUGCAAGAAGACCUGAGAGUACUAGUCAAAGGGUUACUGGACAAACAGAAAUUUCAUAAGAAGCUUACCAGGAGAGAUAUCCAUGUUAUUCCUGAAUUUAAUGAUCCUAAGAAAAGAAUUAUUGAUAAGAAAAUUUCAGUUGCUAGUGAAGAGAAAAACAACAGAAAAAUGCAUGAACAUCUUGGAUUUUUUAAGGAGGAGAACAUGAGGGAGAAGUUCAGAAGGUUAAUGAAGAACUCCUCAAACUCCAGCAUUAAUCCAGCAGCCUCUCCUAGGAGGAAAGCUGAGGGAUAUUCAGGAAUUUUAUCAAGGAAUUCUUCAUUCCACGAAGAUGAUAAUCAUGAAUGGAAUUCGGAUGACUCAUUUUUCUCUGAUACAGAGACUAAUACCCAAACUGUUGGUCCACUUCUUGAAGAACUAAGCUCGACCAAAACGAAUGAUGCUGCCUACAUGAGAAAUAAACCUCAUAAAAAGAACAAGCAUAAUUUAAGAGUUGAAGAUAUUUGAGAUACUUUCUCGAAAAAGACGAACAAACGCGCAAACUUUUAUCGAUCAAUGGAACGAUAUUGUCAGAAAUAAAUACCUGUUCCAUGAUCAUGACUACUUGGAAUUCAAAGAUUAUAUGAAGCUGAAGUUUAGCUGCCCAGCUCCUUUAGAUUCAUCCAGCUUCGUGUCAACAGUAUCCAAGUUUCACUUUAUGGAAGACAGAAAGAAAAAUAUGCAAAAAGUUAAAACUGUUUACCCAUCAAUCCUCUAUGAUGUCUACUAUUAUGUAUGCUUAUACGAGUUUGAAGACAUCAAGAUUAUAAACCCCGAUUACUACACUCUUAUUCGCAAACAGAUUGCAAAGCUUCCAAUGAUUGAUGAUCAGGAGCUUAUCAAGAAGCGGAGUGAGGUAGAUUAUCUUUACAACGAUGCUAGGCUCAAAGAGCUAAUCAAUGAUCUAACAAAUACUCACGGAAUGGUCAAGAAAAUUAAUAUAGACCACCUACUUAAUAAAUAAUUCAAAUUCACGAG
This is a messenger RNA of Moneuplotes crassus, 2000 nucleotides long. NCBI's taxonomy places the organism in Eukaryota, Ciliophora, Spirotrichea, Euplotida, Euplotidae. The record is from the annotation of a GenBank genome assembly.